Alternaria rosae is the source of this 1828-nucleotide messenger RNA. RefSeq lists its product as uncharacterized. The coding region runs from base 309 to 1739 and encodes 476 amino acids. The record is from RefSeq and is a predicted model, not a curated record. Gene Ontology annotation, molecular function: FAD binding; oxidoreductase activity. The transcript has 2 exons. NCBI's taxonomy places the organism in Eukaryota, Fungi, Ascomycota, Dothideomycetes, Pleosporales, Pleosporaceae.
CACGGUAGCAGCGCAACGAUGAGCACGUGUGAACCGCGAUCUAUGUCAGCAGUAUCACUUGAAAUAUCUAGGCACUUGGCUGUAUGUCUAGAGAAUCUCCUUUCCGGCCGAAUAUCACUUUACUCAUUACACUCGUUUCGUAAGGUUCCGUUAGCGACAUAACUAAGGAGCAGGUGAGAGUGGUGGCUUAGCUCAUUCACAUUGAUGUACAAGUGCUAGCCUGCAAACACUUGCCUUUCUUGACAUUCGAACCGGAGUCCGGUUCCGCCAGCAGUAGCUCCUCUGACCACAGCCCCUCCCACUGAACGAUGGGUAACCAACAAAGUUCCGCCGUCCAACAGUGUCUGGAGCAAGCUGUCGGAAAGGAUCAUGUCGCCUUCAAGAACACACCACUCUACCAGAUAUCACACGUCAAGCCCUACAACCUCGGUGUUCCGGUGACACCAGCGGCGGUUACCUACCCAAAGACGGCCGACGAGGUCUCCGCGAUUGUCAAAUGCGCAGUCGACAACAGCCUCAAAAUUCAGCCACGUUGCGGCGGACAUUCUUACGCCAACUAUGGUAUCGGAGGUCAAGACAACACCAUUGUAGUCGACAUGAAGAACUUCCAGCAAUUCGCCAUGGACAAUUCUACCUGGCAAGCCACAAUCGGCGGCGGUACGCUCCUUCGCGACGUCACUGAGCGACUUCACGACAACGGCAAACGCGCCAUCGCCCACGGGACUUGUCCACAAGUUGGAAUCGGAGGCCAUGCAACGAUAGGUGGCCUGGGACCGACUUCACGCAUGUGGGGCUCCACACUUGAUCACGUAGAAGAGGUGGAAGUGGUUUUGGCCAAUUCGACAGUCGUGCGUGCUUCGGAACAGCAAAACUCAGACAUCUUCUUCGCAACCAAGGGAGCUGCAGCCGGUUUCGGGAUAGUCACAGAGUUCAAGAUGCGCACACAGGCCGAGCCUGGCGAAGCAGUACUCUACUCGUACAACUUCCACGGCGGCUCGUCUGCGUCAAAGGCUGACGCAUUCAAAAAGUGGCAGAAGCUGAUAUCCGACCCGAACCUUUCCAGGAAGUUUGCGAGCCAGUACAUACUAACCGAACAGCUCGGCGCCAUCAUCACAGGCACCUUCUUCGGCAGCCAAGCCGAAUUCGACAGCCUGAACAUCACCUCCCGUCUCCCAACCGGCUCGGCUCUGGAAUCGAUAGAACUCAAAGACUGGCUGGGUGUGGUAGGCCACUGGAGCGAAGAUAUUGCUUUAGAGAUCGUGGGCGGAAUACCAUCCAACUUCUACGCAAAAUCCCUCUCAUACACCGAGAAAGAUAUCAUACCCGACGAGACUAUCGACAAGGUGUUCAAGUACAUCGACGAAGCAGACAAAGGCGGUGCACUGUGGUUUAUCAUUUGGGAUCUCGAGGGCGGCGCUAUCAACGACGUCGCGCCUGAUGCUACAGCCUACGGUCAUCGUGACGCGCUGUUCUACCAUCAAGCUUAUGCCGUCAACCUCUUCGGCAAGGUCAACGACAAGACUCGCAAUUUCCUCACCGGCUUCAACAAUGUCGUUCUCGAUGCGCUGCCCAACCACGACCAAGGAGCGUAUGCGGGAUAUGUAGAUCCUGCACUGGGCGAGAACAGCGCGAGUCUGUAUUGGGGCGGUAAUGUGGAGAGAUUGGAGCGAAUUAAGGCGGAGGUUGAUCCGUUGGAUGUGUUUUCUAAUCCGCAGAGUGUACGACCGGCGAAGAGAUAGGUGGAGAAGAGAAUGGUGUUAUAGAUAAGAAGGCAAGGCUUGGUGAUAUGUUUCUGCCUGGCCAAAGGCUUAGGCUCGGAACAACUUUU